This is a messenger RNA of Lathyrus oleraceus (garden pea), 736 nucleotides long. RefSeq lists its product as uncharacterized. Lineage: Eukaryota; Viridiplantae; Streptophyta; Magnoliopsida; Fabales; Fabaceae. Gene Ontology annotation, molecular function: nucleic acid binding. The coding region runs from base 3 to 524 and encodes 173 amino acids. The transcript is spliced from 3 exons. The record is from RefSeq and is a predicted model, not a curated record.
UGAUGAUGCUGGAUAUUUGUUUAGAUGGAGAUGCUCUAUUGUCGUCAAGCCUCAUUCGCGUAGAUGAUGAUGCUGGAUAUUUGAAAGUAUCCCUCUACGACAAUGGAACAUGUCCAUCUAAACAUAUAUCAAUUCUAUCUUCAAAAGAUAAGGGUUCAAUGUUUGCAAGUUACAUUGGUUUCCUUGUUCGACAACAUAUUCCGAUUACAUGUGAUAAUUGGAGAAGUCCGGACUUGAAGGUUGGCAAAGAAAAAAUAUGGUCGGAGAUACAGGCUUGUGUCUCAAUAGAGGAUGGGUAUCUACCUAAAGUUACUUUUGUAGUGGUCCAAAAGAGACAUCACACCCGUCUCUUUCCUGUCAACCCCAAAGAGACCGAUAGAAGUGGAAAUAUUAUGCCAGGUUUUUUCAAUAUAUUUCUCAACGCAGCUGGUAUAUAUUAUCAUUUGAAUUUAUCACGUUUUGCUGAUUUUGUUGUUCUAAAUUGUCAAAGGAACCGUGGUAGACACCAGCGUUUGUCACCCUAGGGAAUUUGAUUUUUACCUUAACAGCCAUGCAGGAAUUCAGGGGACUACUUAUGCUGCCAUUUGUUGUUUUGGUUGAGCCUUAUUUUGUAUGGAUGUGCGAUAGAACUACUAGACAGCUUUUGGAUAUACAGAACAUGUUUGCCACCAUGGGUGGAUGGGCGUUUUUGUUUAGUAUUGGUUAGAACUACUAGACAGCUUUUGGAUACAGUGGU